Molecule: messenger RNA, 399 nt
Organism: Eimeria tenella
Lineage: Eukaryota; Apicomplexa; Conoidasida; Eucoccidiorida; Eimeriidae
Product: subtilase family serine protease, putative
Exons: 4
Biological process (GO): proteolysis
Molecular function (GO): serine-type endopeptidase activity
Source: RefSeq, a predicted model, not a curated record
AUGGACGACGGCGGAGUCCAGGCGAGAAGGGCCUGGAAAAUCUCAAAAGGAGGCGGAGGGACAAUAUCAGAGCAGCCGAUGAACACUGUCGCCAUCAUCGACUUCGGAUUCAACUUGGCGCACGAAGACUUGAUAGACAGUUGGUGGCGAAAUGCCAUUUUUGAAUUUCCAGAAUAUUCCGAAUGGCCAGAUAAUUGUUUUGACGGAAUUGACAAUGACAACAACGGGUACAUCGACGACUGCAUGGGAUACGACUUUUCCGACCGCAGCGGAAGCCCCGACAGCUUCUUGGGGCAACACGGAACUGCUGUGGCCAGCACUUGCUGCGCCUCGACAAACAACCAAAAGGGAGUGGCCUCUUUGGGGUGGAACUUGAGGCCCAUGGCUUUGAAGAUCGAC